GCCUGACAACACCUGACCGGUGACCGCCCUUCGUCGGACAGGUAGCUGGCCCAGCUUUGGCCAACCGUCGCCAGUGGCGUCUGCCUUGAAUUUCAUUUCGGUUCUGUUGUUCUCGAAAUGUGUGAUUAGGACAUUAGGUAGAUAGUUACGAACACUGCUCUUCGCUCAGGUCGAUUCGUCAAGUCUCGCUUUGACCAGUAUCACAAGUCCGAGUCUGACUUCUCGUCCGAGCGAUCCGACUCAACCGUUUAGCCCUUUGCGUACUUUUCGACCAGUUAUCUCUUUUUUUCCCCUCGGUUUUGAAAAAAAAAAUGAGCUUGGCUCCUCUAUAAGCUAAUUAAAAACCAAGGUGAGGAAGAGAUUAAAACAAACACACACACAUACACUCGUACAAAAAAAGAAGACUAUAGAAUAGGAACAAUGGCGAGUUGUUGGGUUGUAUAGUGAAGUUUACGACAUUCCCAGAGUUGCAUAUAAGAAAAUCUCAGGCUCUUGUGAUUGUGUUGUGGCAUGCCUUACUGGAGGGAGUUUGGAGUCUAUGGCAGAACAGGGUAGGCAAGGGGGUAACAGUCACCUCAAUCACCCGCCCGACUCGGUAACUUCAACCCUCAGCAUUGGGCGUGGGUUGAAAGUGGGCCGGGGCUUAAAACGGAGGUCUCUUGUGGACAAAACAUCGCAACACAACCCCACACAGGCGAAUUCAUCCGAGGAACAUUCCGAAGAGAGAAAACGUCCACGCCUUGUCAGCCACUUACCAGAUCAGGAGAGCAGCCAACCGUCAGACGCUACGAGAAAAAAGGGUAGCAACAGUAGUGCCAAUUCAAGAAAAGAACGCGAUUUGGAAUUGAAGGCUAGCCUCAAUUCUGACUCUUCAGAAGUACUUCGUAAGAGGUUUAAGGGAGACUUGCAACAAAAAGGAGGCACCACGGGGAGCCUGGUGCCUCGGGGCCCUGGAAGUGUCGUAGUCGGUACUUCUAGUAACAAAGUGGGGCCAUCCGACUACAAACCUUCCACCUCUUUCUUGGGAUCCCAAGGGGACAAAGCGGGAUCAAAACCGCACAAACAGGAUAGAAGGUCAAGAAUAAUUAGCCUCAUCUACAGGUCUGUGUCCAGUGCGGGAGACAAGUCAUCCGCUGGCACAAGUAAAAAAGGCAUUUCGAAUAAAGGCCACCAAGGCUCUUGCAGUAGCAGUAGUAGUUGCAGUAGUGGUUGUAGCGGUAGCAGGGCUGGUGGAGAGCUUAGCGGUGUGAAGAAACUCCUUAAUCAUUACUCUCUUCGCUCACAAGUUCAAAACAAACCCUUGUCCAAGCACACUGACCAUAAAAACAAGAAACAUAGCACAACUCAGGACGCUGCAGGGGUAGAGGGUAGUAGCAGUGAGGGAGUUGACAAAGAAAGUAGCUGUAGACGCACAGCAACCACGGGAUCCUGUACUUCAACGAGGUGGGUGACAUGUAGGCGGUGGGGAGGGGGUGGAGGUGGAGGACUUUCCAACAGCAGCAAAGUUGGUGAUUGUAGUAACAUGGCUGAAGAGCAGCCUCCCUGUGACAAUGCAACACCUUCAGGUACCGGGAAUGGUUCUGUAGGUGGGGGAGGUACAGGCGGCGGAAUCGAUUCCGAGAGUGAUGAUUCUGAAGUCGGACGCUUACAAGCGCUUUUGGAAGCAAGGGGUCUCCCACCUCACUUAUUCGGUGCUCUCGCGCCGAGAAUGCACCACCUCCUUCAUCGUACGAUUGGAACCAACACAACAACCAAAGCCCAGCAGUUGCUUCAAGGCCUUCAAGCGACGUCCGAUGAGGGGCAACAAAUGCAAGCAGUGAUUGAAAUGUGUCAGAUGCUAGUCAUGGGUAAUGAAGAUACAUUGGCUGGAUUUCCUAUAAAGCAAGUUGUUCCUGCUCUAAUUGCUCUCCUCAAUAUGGAGCAUAAUUUUGAUAUGAUGAACCAAGCUUGCAGAGCCCUUACUUACAUGAUGGAAGCUCUACCAAGAUCAUCAGCAGUAGUUUUAGACGCUGUACCUGUUUUUUUGGAAAAACUUCAAGCUAUUCAGUGCAUGGAUGUUGCUGAGCAGUCUCUCACAGCACUCGAAAUGCUCUCAAGGAGGCACAGCAAAGCCAUUCUUCAAGCUCGUGGAGUGUGGGCCUGUUUAAUGUACCUGGAUUUCUUUAGUAUUAAUGCACAAAGAGCUGCCCUUGCCAUUACCGCAAAUUGUUGCCACAAUCUUCUCCCAGAAGAAUUACCCCUUGUAUCUCAGUCAAUCCCACUUUUGUCAAGUAGACUUACACAUCAGGACCAAAAGAGUGUUGAAAGUGUAUGCCUAGCUUUAAGCAGACUAACAGACAGUUUGCAGUCCGAUCCUUCUAAGCUGAUGCAAAUUGCGAAUAGUGAACUUUUAACCAAUCUGCAGCAAUUGUUGGUAGUUUCACCGCCUCUUAUAAACACCGGCACAUUCAUCACAGUUGUGCGUAUGCUGACUACGAUGUGCGCGAACUGCCCAGAGCUAUCUCUGACUCUUCUGAAAAAUAAUAUUGCAGAGACGCUUUGCUAUUUGCUGACUGGAAGAGCCGAUACAUCUCAGGGGGAGAUUGAGUUGGUUGCUAGAUCCCCUCAAGAGGUUUAUGAAAUGACUUGCUUGAUCAGCGAGCUGAUGCCGAGAUUGCCUCAACAUGCUCUAUUUGCCGUUGACACGCUUUUAGAUAGACCAAGCCCGAAAUCAGUACCAGAAGCUGUCACUUGGCUUUGGAGGGAUGACAUGGGAGUGUGGCAUGCUUAUACUCCUAUAGAUUCUAGAAUCAUCGAGGAAGCACAUCAAUCCGGUGAAGAAGACAUGUCACUCUCAACUUUAGGAAGGACUUAUACCGUAGAUUUCCAAUCAAUGCAGCAAAUCAACGAAGAUACAGGGACAUCGAGACCUAUAGAAAGAAGAGUUACUAGACCUCAAGCACUUUUACAGCAGUCAACUACUUCUACUUCAAGCAAUUAUUCAGUUAUGCAAACAAAUAACAACAAUGGCAUUCCAGUAGAAGACAGCAAUAUCGAUAACAAUUUGAAAGAUGUCGCAGGGGCAUUUAUCAAAUCUUUGUUCAGUGUCCUCUACGAAGUCUAUUCAAGUUCAGCUGGGCCUGCAGUCAGGUGUAAAUGUUUAAAAGCGUUGCUCAGAAUGGUCUAUUUCGCUUCUCCAGAACUUCUUAAGGAAGUUCUUAAAGCUCAAACAGUUUCUAGUCAACUCGCAGGAAUGAUGGCAUCACAAGAUCUUAGAAUAGUAGUAUCAGCACUUCAAAUCGCCGAAAUUCUCAUGCAGAAGCUUCCCGAAGUGUUUAGUGUACAUUUCACUCGAGAAGGUGUUAUGCAUGAGAUUAAGCAGUUAGCUGACCCAGCAGUGCCCAUCGGCUCUUCCCCUUCCAAACCCAUUCACGAAUCUUCUUCAAUUAUGGAUUCAUCUACUCCAGGUCCGUCGUCAGCUAGCAGUACGCCAAAUGGAGCUGCCUAUAAACUUUCUUCUGAAGCAAACGCAAAUGAGGGACAGAAUGAGAAUGAAGAAGGGGCUAAUGUUGAAGAGGAAGAAAUGCCUCUGAGUGACUGUUCCCCAAUAACUAGAAGGAUGAGGGAAUUGAGAAAACCAAAAAGGAGUACAAAACGCGAAAAACACUCUAAAGUCAGUGAAGAAUCGACUGUUCAUGAACUAUUUACAAAGCAUAAGCAUGCAAAUAAUUUAAGUUUAAGUAGCCGUGGUACAAGAUCACGUAUGUCAGGAGCAUCUUCAAAAACGAGCAACUUCUUAGCAUCGCUCAACCCUGCAAGAUGGGGUCGGGCGUCAGAGAGAAAUUUCCAAAAAGUCACUUACCUCAAGGAAUCCACUCUGGCAAAAUGUGCUAGCUCUUCAAACCUUUGGGCCGGUAAUCGAGAAAAGGUUAGGACUUGGGUCCGAGAGAGGAGUUCAAAGUUUAUUGCAAAUUAUUCAACCCCUUGUGAAAAUUCUGAAGGCCUGCAAGAUCCGAACAGGAUAUUAACUAGCUUGACUCAAGCCAUAUCAGCUCUUCAAGCAGAGGAUGGUACUGAUAAAAUGGCUGCCUUAAUUGAACUUAGAAACACCUUAAUGCGCUGUGAUAUUUCACCUUUUGAGGUAAAUCAUUCGGGAUUAGUCAAAGCUCUCCUUGAAUACUUGACCCAUAAGACAGAAUCAAGAGAUUCGAGAAUUAGAACCUUCCUUCACGUGUUUGCCAAAUGUCCACUUGAAGAAGGUGUUAGAGAGUUAACCACACUUGACCCGACUUGUCUUCAAGUUCUUAUUUCAAAGCUCAACAGUUGUGUAUCCCAGUUGGAACAAUUCCCAGUUAAGGUUCAUGAUCUUCCCGCCCCUGCUGGUAGCACAACUGCACUUAGAUUUUUCAAUACCCACCAACUCAAGUGUCAACUAUUUCGCCACCCUGAUUGUACAAGUUUGAAGCAGUGGAAAGGCGGUACGGUUAAAAUUGACCCUCUGGCUCUCGUCCAAGCGAUUGAGAGGUAUAUGGUUGUAAGAGGCUAUGCCAAAGUCCGUGAUAAACACUCAUCGCAGUCCGAUGAUGACAAUAGCGAGGAAGACAUCGAUGACACCUUGUUGCCAUUUCAGGUCGGUAUGGUUGUUGGGAGUGCAAGGCAUAAGCUGCAGUUUCUUAUAAAUGACACUGUCCUCCCUUACAACAUGACUGUGUAUCAAGCGGUCAGGCAGUUUUCACCCGCAGCAGCCCCUUCGGAUCAAUCAGAGACUGACACUGAUACGGAAGCUCCAUUCGGAAGUGCCAAUAUAUGGGUACAAACUCACACUGUUCAUUAUAGACCAGUGGUCGAGGAUGAGACGCCCAGCAAGCCAGUUACCAACAGUAAUCCCGUCCCUAGAAAGGGUAAGGGCUCCAAUUCAAAAGCAGCCCCAAAGAAGAAAUACGAUGGAUUGUGGCAAGAAGGAAAGGUACCUGUAAGGUUAUGUGCAAUGGAACGCUACCUCGUAAGUGAUCUUAGUGAUAAAGUAACUACCAAUGAUGCUUCUUUGCCAGUCCUUUGUCUCCUUAAGGCUUUGCAUGCCAUUUCAAUGCACUGGACAACUUUGUACCCAGCUCUUCAAGGAUCGCCAAUUUUGUAUCAACAGGAGUUUGUAAAUAAUAAAAUAGCUGCAAAAGCCGGAAGGCAACUACAAGACCCGCUGGUGAUAUUGACUGGAAAUCUUCCAAGUUGGCUUCAACAAAUUACAGCUGCUUGCCCAUUCCUUUUGCCUUUUGAAACGAGACAGCUGCUUCUAUACGCGACAGCUUUCGACCGUGACAGGGCACUGCAGAGACUCCUCGAUGCGUCGCCUGAGCUCUCGGGCUCAUCGGACUCUCAGGAGAGGGUGACACCACGUCUUGACAGAAGGAAACGCACUGUCGCAAGAGAAGACAUCCUUAAACAAGCAGAAUCGUUAAUUCAGGACAUGGCUUCGAGUAAAGCACUUUUGGAAGUACAAUAUGAAAACGAGGUUGGUACAGGUCUGGGACCGACUCUUGAGUUCUAUGCCUUGGUUAGUAAAGAAUUGCAAAAGUCAGAACUUGAGUUGUGGCAUGACGAAGGAGGUGGGCCUGAAGGUUACGUCUACUCGCCUGUCGGUCUCUUCCCAGCUCCAAUACCUAGAUCGACGCGAGUGUCACAGUUGAUGAAGCUCAGGACAAAAUUUAGAUUCAUCGGGAAGUUUAUGGCCAAGGCCGUCAUGGAUUCUAGAAUGCUUGACUUGCCACUGAGCCAGACAUUUCACCGUUGGCUGCUUGGAGAAGAGAGCUCUCUCGGCCUCACCGAUUUGGCCCAUGUGAACCCUUCUGUUUAUAAAUCGUUAGUCAGACUGAUGCAAGUCGUUGCUAGAUACAAAGAGAUUCUUAACGCUGAAGGAACAGAGGAAGAGAAGAACGCUAAUAUUGACGCUCUUGAGUUAGAUGGAUGUCCAAUAGAAAGUUUAAGUUUAGAUUUCACAUUACCAGGUUAUCCACACAUUGAAUUAAGAAGGGGAGGAAAAGAUAUCGCAGUGACAGUACACAACUUAGAAGAAUAUUGUAAAGUGAGUAAUACAUUCAAUUUUAGCUUGGAUUUGUUUAAUAUUAAAAAAAAAUUUGUACAGCUUGUAGUACAUUGGUACCUGGUCGAAGGAGUCUACCGGCAGAUGGAGUGCGUCCGAGAAGGCAUGCAGUGCGUCUUUCCAAUAUCACAUCUUGUGUUAUUCUACCCGCAAGAACUCGAUGCUGUGUUCUGCGGCUCAUCUACCUCUUGGGAGCUGUCUAGCAUUGUCGAAUCGUGCCGGCCAGAUCAUGGUUAUAACCCUACUUCUCGCGCGAUCAAAUUCUUAUUUGAAAUCCUCUCGGCGUACGGGCCCGAGGAGCAGAGGGAUUUUAUACAGUUUAUAACUGGUUCGCCAAGAUUGCCAGUCGGAGGGUUUAAAUCGCUUACACCUCCCCUCACGAUAGUAAGAAAAACUAUCGAUGGGAAUAUGAAUGCUGACGAUUUUCUUCCAUCUGUGAUGACAUGUGUUAAUUAUCUCAAACUGCCAGACUACUCAACAGUCGAGAUAAUGAGAGAGAAGCUUAGUAUAGCUGCCAAAGAAGGGCAACGAUCUUUCCACUUAUCCUAGUCUCAUCCAAGGUUAGCCAUACGUGUACUUCUGAGCUUAUGGUUACACUCUUCAGUACAUCUCUUCACACAUACACACUACCAUUUAUACAAUUAUUACUAUAAUUAUUAUUACUAUUAAUAUUAUUUAAUUAAUAAUAUUGAUUAAGAGAUCUCGGUUGCAAACGAACUGUGGUGAUUCUACCUUUAUAAAUACUUGUAUACAUACUAUAUAUAUAAAUAUAAAUAUAUUUCAUAAUAACUAUAUUA
Molecule: messenger RNA, 6873 nt
Organism: Cimex lectularius (bed bug)
Lineage: Eukaryota; Metazoa; Arthropoda; Insecta; Hemiptera; Cimicidae
Gene: ctrip
Product: E3 ubiquitin-protein ligase TRIP12
Exons: 34
Coding region: 539-6625 (2028 amino acids)
Biological process (GO): DNA damage response; regulation of double-strand break repair; protein polyubiquitination
Cellular component (GO): nuclear speck
Molecular function (GO): ubiquitin protein ligase activity; zinc ion binding
Source: RefSeq, a predicted model, not a curated record